This is a messenger RNA of Aureobasidium pullulans EXF-150, 537 nucleotides long. Its product is annotated as RNA-binding domain-containing protein. Lineage: Eukaryota; Fungi; Ascomycota; Dothideomycetes; Dothideales; Saccotheciaceae. The transcript has 2 exons. Gene Ontology annotation, biological process: RNA splicing. Bases 1 to 537 code for a protein of 178 amino acids. The record is from RefSeq and is a predicted model, not a curated record. Gene Ontology annotation, cellular component: exon-exon junction complex; nucleus; cytoplasm. Gene Ontology annotation, molecular function: mRNA binding.
AUGGCCGACGCCGAAAUGGAUAUCGAUCAGCAGCCUCAGCAGGAGGAGCAGGAGCAAGCACAGGAGGAAGGCCGCUCUCCUUCUCCAUCACAAUCACCCGAAGCUAAGCGCGGAGCUCCUGCUGGACCCGAAACACGUACUUCAACCGGAGCCGUGGCCGUUCGCUCUAUUGAAGGCUGGAUCGUUAUGGCUACCAAUGUCCACGAGGAGGCCAGUGAGGAGGACCUGCAAGAGCUGUUUGGCGAGUUUGGCGAGAUCAAGAACUUGCACAUGAACUUGGACCGCAGAACCGGUUACGUCAAGGGCUACGUCCUGAUCGAGUUUCCCACACUGGACGAGGCAAAGGCUGCCGUCGAAGGAGCCAACAAGACCAAGUUGCUUGACCAGACCAUCUCUGUCGACUUCGCCUUUGUGCGCCCACCACCUACCAAGAACACCAACGACACUCGUGGUGGACCUGCUCGUGGUGGAAAGUCAAGAAACAGAAGCAGAAGUCCUGGUGCUCGCAGAGACGACGAGGAUGAGGACAUCGAGUAG